AAUAGGAGCAGUCAUUACAAGCCAAAUUAAUUUGCUGCGAAGACGUUUACGAGCGGAAGAAAAAAAAGGAAGAAUAUUAAAUAAAAAUGUUGGGGCAAUGGGUAAAAGUGGCCACAGCAUGCGCCAGGAUUGGUUUGAAAAUUGGUCAAGCAAAUGGGGCUCCAGGUGGAAGCCAUUUUGGUAAUCUUGGCCAGUUUUCCCUCCGCACUCGAUCCCUUCACUCCUCCAUGUCGCUUUGGGAAGAUAAGGAUAAAGAUAAGGACAAGGAUAAGGAUAAGUCAGGUGAUGAGUGCGAUAUCGAGCCUGAGGACCCUUGCAAGGAAGCUGAGUUGGUCAAGAAGAAGGAUGAAUGCAAGGAUGAUAAGCCUGCCGGAGGUAAAGCCUUGGAGAUGAGCGGUCGCAAGGGUGUCAUCCAUGCCGUCAUCGGUCCUGUCAUUGAUGUGUACUUCGAGGAGGAGGUUCCCGAGGUGCUCAAUGCCCUCAAGGUGAUGGAUGCUCCUAUUGAGAACCUGGUGCUUGAGGUUUUCCAUCACCUGGGCAACAACAUCGUCCGCUGCGUGGCCAUGGAUUCCACAGAGGGACUUCGCCGUGGUCAGCAGGUGGUCGAUACGGGCUACCCGAUCCGUGUGGCUGUGGGUAGGUCUGUCCUGGGCCGCAUCCUCAACGUGGUGGGCGAUCCCAUCGACGAUCGCGGCGAGAUCAAGUCGGACUUCUACUCCUUUAUCCACAACGAAGCCCCGGAGUUGACCGAUUUGAGUGUGAAGCCAGAGAUCCUCGUCACUGGCAUCAAGGUGAUUGAUUUGCUGGCCCCGUAUGUCAAGGGUGGCAAGAUCGGUCUGUUCGGAGGAGCCGGCGUGGGCAAGACGGUGCUCAUCAUGGAGCUGAUCAACAACAUUGCCAAAUCCCAUGGCGGUUACUCCGUGUUUGUGGGUGCAGGGGAGCGCACCCGUGAGGGCAAUGAUCUCUACCAUGAGAUGAUCGAGUCGAAGGUUAUCUCCCUCGAGGAUGAUUCCUCGAAGGUGGUGCUGGUCUUUGGCCAGAUGAACGAGCCACCAGGUGCCCGUUCCCGUGUGGUCCUUACGGGACUAACCAUCGCCGAGUAUUUCCGCGAUGUUGAUGGACAGGAUGUGCUGCUCUUCAUUGACAACAUUUUCCGUUUCACCCAGGCGGGAUCGGAGGUGUCGGCUCUCCUCGGACGCAUUCCCUCCGCGGUGGGCUACCAGCCAACUCUGGGCACCGACAUGGGCACCAUGCAGGAGCGGAUCACCAGCACCCGCAACGGUUCCAUCACCUCCGUUCAGGCUGUCUACGUGCCCGCCGAUGAUCUCAGUGAUCCUGCUCCUGCGGCCACCUUUUCGCAUUUGGAUGCUACAACCGUACUUUCUCGUCCCAUCGCUGAAUUGGGUAUUUAUCCGGCUGUAGAUCCCUUGGACUCGUCGUCCCGCAUCCUUGAUCCCGACGUUGUUGGCGAGGAGCACUACAAUGUGGCUCGAGCGGUGCAGAAGACCCUGCAGGCCUACAAAUCGCUGCAGGACAUCAUCGCCAUCCUGGGAAUGGAUGAACUCUCCGAGGAGGAUAAGUUGACGGUGGCCAGGGCCCGCAAGAUGCAGCGCUUCCUCUCGCAACCGUUCCAAGUGGCUGAGAUCUUCACCGGUCACCCGGGCAAGUUGGUGCCGGUGGAGAAGUGUGUGGAGGGCUUUAAGCGCCUGCUGAAUGGGGAAUACGAUGACAUCCCGGAGAUCGCCUUCUACAUGGUUGGCGAUGCCGAGGAGGUCCUGGCCAAGGCCAACCAACUGGCGGCCACUAUGUCUGGAGAAACUGCACCACCGGCGAAGGAGGGCGCGGCCAAGGAGGGGGAGGCCAAGAAGGACGAAAAGGACAAAAAAGAGGCAAAGCCAGAAGAAGCCAAGAAGGAUGAGCCUACCAAGGGGGAGGGCAAGAAGGAGGAACCCAAGAAGAAGGAUGAGAAGGCUAAGAAUGAUAAGCCAAAAGAUCCUGAGAAGAAAUAAGCAUUUUUUUAUAAAUUACAAGCAAAAAUCGGAAAUAAUUGUAAUCAUUUUAUUUUAGAUUUUGUUUCCUUUUUUAUUAACGAUGUUACGUUUGUAAUUUUCAAAUCCAUUCCAUAAAUUACUAUAAACAAUUCCUAUUUUAAAAACUA
This is a messenger RNA of Drosophila ficusphila, 2158 nucleotides long. RefSeq names its product ATP synthase subunit beta, mitochondrial (gene ATPsynbetaL). The record is from RefSeq and is a predicted model, not a curated record. Gene Ontology annotation, biological process: proton transmembrane transport; proton motive force-driven mitochondrial ATP synthesis. The transcript has 3 exons. The coding region runs from base 87 to 2009 and encodes 640 amino acids. Gene Ontology annotation, molecular function: proton-transporting ATP synthase activity, rotational mechanism; ATP hydrolysis activity; ATP binding. Lineage: Eukaryota; Metazoa; Arthropoda; Insecta; Diptera; Drosophilidae.